Molecule: messenger RNA, 7668 nt
Organism: Cololabis saira (Pacific saury)
Lineage: Eukaryota; Metazoa; Chordata; Actinopteri; Beloniformes; Belonidae
Product: growth factor receptor-bound protein 10-like
Biological process (GO): negative regulation of insulin receptor signaling pathway; insulin receptor signaling pathway; negative regulation of Wnt signaling pathway
Molecular function (GO): insulin receptor binding
Source: RefSeq, a predicted model, not a curated record
CGAGCGUCUGCGUGCUUGUGUGUUCGCGGGAGCGAGCCUGGGCCGGUCAGCUGGUCGCAGAGCGGAGGGAGAGCGGCGUGUGCACGUCCUGCUGCUCCGAGAGAAGCACAGCCGAGCCUGGAGGCGACGCGGCGGCGGACGCACCGAGAUCCUCCCGAGCCCCAGACGCGCGGAGCCCGCCGUGCAUCCUGCAAACCCCGCUGCCGGUGCUGCAGAUGUCAGAGGGUUUCCUGCAGGAGGGAACAUCAUGGCCUUAGCGGGAUGCCCUGACUACUUCUUGCGUCACUCUAACUACCAGGAAAGGAUGGAGCGCACUUCCUCUCGCAGGCCUGAGGAGCUGAUUGUUUCAGACUUUCAACGCUCAUCCAGUCAAGCCUUGCCGCAUCACCAUGCUGCCUCCACAGACGACGACGUGGACCUGGAGCAGCUGGUGAACGACAUGAACUCGUCCAUGGAGAGCGUUCACUCCACGCAGGCGGACACGGCUCUGCUCCUGAACAACGCACCACCACGUCCACCCGGGUUACAUGGGCCACAGCCACGUGCACCGCCGGCACACCCCGCCGCUGCCCCCCUGCUCCCCCUCCAGGAGAAGCUGAAGCACUCUCAGCCCAUGCACAUCCAGGCUGUCAGGUGCUUGAGGGCAGACCAGCAGCUGCGUCCGGCCUCCCUGCCAGCUAUCCCCAAUCCUUUCCCAGAGCUCUGCAGCCCGGCAGGAUCCCCUAUUCUCAGCCCCAUGCAGAACUCCGACAGCCAUAUAGUGAAGGUGUGGAGCGAGGAUGGAGCCGGAAAAGUGGUGGAGAUUCCAGCAGACAUGACGGCGAGAGACGUGUGUCAGCUGCUGGUCUACAAGAGCCACUGUCUUGACGACAACGCCUGGACGCUGGUGGAGCACCACCCCAUCCUCGGCCUUGAGAGAUGUCUGGAGGACCACGAGCUGGUGGUUCAGGUGCAAGCCUCCAUGAGCAGCGACAGUAAAUUCCUCUUCAGGAAGAACUAUGCCAAAUAUGAAUUCUUCAGGAACCCCCUGAACUUUUUUCCAGAGCAGAUGGUGGCUUGGUGUCAGGAGUCCGAUGGCUCGAUCCCUCAGUCACAGCUCUUGCAGAACUUUCUGAACUCGAGCAGUUGUCCAGAGGUCCAGGGCUACCUGUACAUGAAGGAGCCUGGACGCAAGUCCUGGAAGAAGUUGUACAUGUUCCUGCGACGCUCCGGCCUCUAUUUCUCCACUAAAGGAACAUCCAAGGAACCCAGACACCUGCAGCUGCUGUCGGAUCUGGAGGACAGCAACAUCUUCACCAUCAUCAUGGGCAGGAAACUUCACAACGCCCCGGCGGACUACCCGUUCUGCAUCAAGCCCAGCAAAGCGAGGAGCGACUGCAAGGAGCUGAAGAUGCUGUGUGCCGAGGACGAGCAGAGCAGGACCUGCUGGAUGACGGCCUUCAGACUGCUCAAAUACGGCAUCCUGCUGUAUCAGAACUACAACGUGCCCCAGCAGAGGAAGUCCAGCAUCUCGCCUUUCUCUGCACCUGUGCGGAGUAUAUCCGAGAACUCUCUCGUUGCCAUGGACUUCUCUGGCCGGACCGGCCGCGUCAUCGACAACCCCCUGGAGGCCCAGAGCGCCGCCCUGGAGGAGGGCCAGACCUGGAGGAAAAGAAGCCAGCGUAUGAAUGUCUUGGGCAGUCCCAGCCCCCUGCAUCCAUCCUCUCUGAGCACAGUGAUCCACCGGACACAGAUAUGGUUCCACGGUCGCAUCAUGAGGGAGGAAGCUCACAAAAUGAUCAUUCAACAAGGCCAGGUUGACGGGUUGUUCCUGUUGCGGGACAGUCAGAGUAACCCCAAGGCGUUCGUGCUCACCUUGUGCCACCACCAGAAGAUCAAGCACUUCCAGAUCCUGCCGUGCGAGGAAGACGGUCAGGUGUUCUUCAGCCUGGACGACGGAGCCACCAAGUUCACGGACCUGAUCCACCUGGUGGAGUUCUACCAGCUCAACAGAGGAGUGCUGCCCUGCAAGCUCAAACACCCCUGCACCGCCGUGGCCUUGUGACACUCCCCCCCCCGACCCCAAACCACACCCUUUUUUUGCACACCUCUCACCCUGAGAUUCCCCCGCCCCCCCUCCUCACCGACACAACAUUGUUAAGGAGAGGGAAGAAAUCAAAGCCGUGUUUCUGGUGAUUAGACCGACCCAGCAGGGGGGCCAGCGCCGGGGGCUUAACGCCCUCCGUGUUCAUGCCAUAUCUGGAGGAGAACCGCUGGGGCCGUCCAACUGCUGCCGAUUGUGGACUCAGCAGUGGCUCAACUUCUGUAAUGUUGUCCCGGAAAUUCGGUUGAUUAGUUUUUUACCGUUUUAACCCUGGAGAGGCACGACGUGACGCAGAAACACAUCUUCACAGUGGAGGUUCUGAGGGUCUUUGGGAUGGAUCCCGCCCUCAGAGUCUCUCAUCCUCGCGCCCAAACGACCUCCCCCCAUCCUCCAGGCCUGAUAAGCUGUGGUGCCUGCCCCACCCUUGCCUCCCUCGUGACCGAGGCGGGCAGGGAGUGCCACCCUCUGACUUCCUCACUGAUCAUCAGGGAUGGGCGGGAACUUCUCUGGGUCCUAUCAAGCUCGAUCCAGGAGUUUCUCAACCUGUGCAGUCCAGUCUGGAUAAGCUGACACCCUGUCCCUCCCUCCAACAUCUCUGCAGGCUGGGCGUGACACCUGUUGCCGCGUCCAGGCCCCUCAAUCCCUUGGUGCGACCCCCCCCCCCCCCCCCAAUCCUGCCUCUACAGAAGCUUGGAGAACAGUUGAGAGGGACAAAAAGAAGUGGCUGAAGGAAAGACGAGCAGAGCAAGGGUUUGCUGAAAGGACAGAGGAAUGUUUAUCAGGAAGGCCAUAACAAGCCUCUCUUGUAGAGUUGAUUACUUGAUGUCAUUUUAAUGCUGUUUUAUUACUGUUGAUUCAAUGCAGAACUAGUUUUGCACUCCUGGGCGGACAGACGGCAGCUCUCCAGCUACACGAAGCUGCCGUCUCUUCCUCCUCCACUCCCCUCCUGAAAAGCAUGCAUGUGAAUUUCAUCCAGCUCUGAUUGGAUUACGGUGGCGUGGGAGCGCAGAGUUGCAGCUGAUUAUGCAGUGCCUUUCUGAAAGGUCUGGUAACAUCUCGGACCUCCGCGCGGCUCGCACCGAGACGGCAUUACAGGAAAUGCCUUCUCCGACCGGCUGCAGCGGCUCUGCGAGGAAGAGGAGGAAGACUGUAAAAUAGACUCCUGACAAGUGUCCACCACCCAAACUUCUACCGUUUCAGUCUUUUUUUUUUUUUUUUUUUUUUUAAUAAUCAAAAGGGUUAUACUUGGUGAAAUUCUCUUUGAAUGUCAUUUGCUUUUCUUAAGUUUGUUCUGAGCUCAGCGCUUGCACAUUUUAAUCCUUUUGAUUUUGGGUUGGAGCUGUCGCGUUCUGAUUCUGACCACUGUUCCCUCGUACAAAGCAACAAAGCACUCUCAUAACCUUUUUUUUUUUUUUUUUUUUGUUAUAAUUUAAAUAUGGAAUUUGAACGAAUGACUUGAAACGUGAACUCAGCCGGCGGUGCACGAACACGCAGCCGGCUGAGCCUCACCAGCCUUAAGUGAAAAUUGUGAGCCUUGUUGUAUGAAAAUUGAGGAAGCUGUUUUUAAAAUGCACAUACACAGAUACAUUUGGAAUUAAAAGUGAUGGAGCGAUCGAUACAAUGAAGGACGGGGCAAGAUUUUGGGAAAUUUUCUUUCUGAUACCACUCACGUGUCUGUAUGCUAAAUAUGAAGCUUGCAUAUUUACAAUAAUCAGCUGACGACUUCUCUGAGAUUAUGACGUCACGCAUUUUGCAGGAAAAGACUCAGAUUCUCUGAUAUAAAAGUCGCAGAUAUACGAGAACCACCUCGUUUCAGUUUGCGUAGGUUAAACGAACCUCAUCGCUCCGCUCACACGUACACAGAGCUGGUACACAGGAAGCACCACAUGCAAGCUUUAAUGAGGAGAGACAUCAUGGCAGCAUAAUCACCUUAUUGAAAUCAUUAUGUUGUUUUCUUCAGAAUAAAACCCACUCCUGUCAGUGUCUCCUCCGAGUCUGGGUGCUUACAGUGUGACGAUGUGCUGAUUCUGGGCUAGUCACGAGCAUUUCCUUGUUGCAAAUCCAAUUUUACUGUAUAACUUGAUUAGGUCAUUCAGUGCAGGGUUGAGAAAUGUCUGAGUUUACUCGGUGAAGAGAUGUGGUUCCAUAGCAACUUACUGACCUUUUUCUUAUAUAAUAUAUAUAUAUAUAUAUAUAUAUAUAUAUAUAUAUAUGAAAAUAUCUAGCUUUUUUUACCGUCCUGGUGGUUGGUGGACCUCCUGUAGAGACCACCAGCAGCUUCACAUUUACCAUACAGACAACCGUCCCGUCAUGAGUCUUGACCUUUCCCGUUGCCCUCAACCUUUCUAAGAGUGUCAGAUAAACUAGAGCACAGGAAAUCAUCUUCUGUCUUGUUUCAGUCCAGUCGCCUCGCUCUAAAAGAAAGCAAGCACUUUCCAAAAAACGUUUUCUUAAGCCUUCAAAGUGAAAAUCGGUUUGGACACUAUUUAGUAAACGGGUACUGCUGAGGCAAUCUGGCAUCAAGAGAACGUGCAACACCGUGUCCAGAUUCAUCCAACAGCUUCAUGGGAGGUUUUUAGUGUGUGCUAAACAUCGCUGGCCUCAGUGCCAAACAAUCAAGCACUAAGGGCUUCUUUUUUUUGUCUUGAAACUAAACUGAAAAGCCAUUCUACUACUGUAAUGCUAAAAAAAAACAAAAAAAUCCAUUGCAGAAGAGCUUUGCAGCCUCAGAGGUUGCCCUUGUGCAUGCAUGUUGCAUUUUCAGUAGUACCAGUGUCUUUAAUUGGUUAAAUGCCCAGUUGAUGGACAUAAAAUCAUUUAGCAAGUAGUGUUACUAAUAUAGACCUAAUAAUUCCCUUUUCUCAGAUUGUAUGAUUUGCUUCUUUUUCUAAUAUUUUUAGUAAAGGGUUUCAGUUAAGGCCGCUCUGUGUAACGAUAGUUCCACAUGACCACAUGGGGGCAGCAUAUGAGAAAAAGCUUUACACAUCUGCUUGGGUAAGGCAUCGCGGUGCAUCUCUGGUGAGACAGACUGGUAUUACAAGACGUGCCGCGUCGUCUUCAUCCAUUUGCAAAGUAUUCUUGUCAGUAGCUGUUUGAUUGGUGCAGCAGAUCCGAUGUAAACUCCCCCAUGUGGUCAGAAGUGGCAUUGCUUCAUAGUGGCAUUUACUGUUCAAUUAGGAUUCCAGCUUAUGCUCUUAAGAGAUGGUCUCUUUCUUUUCUUUUUUUUUCAAAGUUCUGAAAUUGUAAUGAAUGCAUAAGGAUAAUUAGCACGCUUUUUUUUGCACCUUUGGGCCAUUCUAGUAGUUACUGCUCAGUGGGGAUGUAGUGCUGUAAUACCCACCCAGAAGGAAGCUUGUGUCAGAACUCUAAGCUAAGGAUUUAAGAAACAAACAUAGAAAAAUAAAAUUAAGUAAAUAAGAAGAAAAUAGGACAGUGUUACAACUGAAACUUUUAAAGUCAGCCUAACAUUAAAAUUCUGAACUGAAACAGAACAAUGAAGUGGCAGGACGACAAAAAGUAACAGCAUAAGAGAAAGCUGACUCAUAAGAAAAUGUAGCAUGCUUUUGUCAUUUUAUUGUAUGUUUUUCGUCCAUUAUUAUUAUUAUUAUUAUUAUUAUUUACUUUCAGUUUAUUUACUUUUAUUUUUGGGAGAUUUUGUCAGAUUAUUAAAAUAGAAAUGAACCCCCCUACACCCUCCCCUCCAAAAAACAAUAUAAAAAGGAAAUGGAACAAAAAAAGCACCCACGUUGGCACCCUCUAGUGGUAACAAUGAAAAAGACUAACACAGCAAAUGAUCUAAAUCAUCGAUAACUAAUCUCCUCAGAAGCUACAAAAGUACACACAUUCCACUAUAAGUGGCUUAAUGAUGAUCUGAGUUGAUUUUUCUUUAUUUAUUGUAUUUUCUGUGACUAACGUACAUCAGAUUGAAAGUGAGCAGGGUUUCCAGGGUUCACUAGCCUCCCUAACCCGCCCAACUAAACUGCCCAAGUCCUCUCAUUGACACACAACUCACUGCCACCACCAAGUCUAAGUGACUUCACUCACCAGCUCCACCCCCCACCAUUCAGGCCUUCUGAGUCCAUCAGGGCAGACCCUCCCCAGGGACUGGAUAAUGCUUGAAUUGCCCCUCCACCCCUCCCGCCUGUGUCCAGCCUGUAAGCUAUGACCCUGUGGUGAACAUGUGUUUUGUGUGUGGAUGGCCAGACUGUUGAAGUCACUCUUCCCCUCCGGAGACACGUCCAGGAAUCCUGCCUGUCGGUUGGUUUAAGCUAAGUUAAGUAACGGAUUUGGAGUAGACGGGAGUUCGGCUGGAGAUUCUUGAAUAUCUGUCAGGGAGGGACGCAAAGCCGCGUUGCUGUGGGUCAGCAGGGACGACUCGCCGACCUCUCUUCUUCCCUCCCUUUUUUUUUUUUGAAAUCACUGUGCUCAUUGCAAUCCUUUACACAAGUCCAGUUAUUUGAAUAUAACAGUAUAAAGUAUCAUCUGUUGUCUAAGUAUGUGAAGCUAUGGAGAAGAAGUAGAUCCAACACUGUACCUAGGUCACAGAUCACUAUAUAUGGGGUGUUAUGCUUUUGCUCAUAAUACCAUGUAAAAUUAAGAAUGAUUUAUUUUGUCCUUUUUUUUUCAUUAUUUGAUUGUGUGUAUGUUAACAUUUUUGUGUUUUUGUUUUGUUUUUUUUUCCCACAAAAUGACCUUUUAUAUAUAAAUAUAUAUAAAAAGAAUAUACCACAGUAUAUACAGUAUUAAAUUAAAGUUUUUCUUGUUUUAAGAGAUCAAACUGGACUUUUGGCACUUGUCAAAUUUCUGAACAUCAGUUGUGCGUAUAAGCUGACAGGCUGUAAGAGUCGUCGACUCUGCCGGCAUCCAAUCCUGAUGUCUUUCUGUUCAUAUCUGAUUCAUUUACUUUCUGCCUCAAGAAAACACUCCAGUAGAUGUUUGGAUCCUUAUCUUCUAAACAUGCACACCGAUGCUUAAUCCGCGAGAAUAUUCAUCGUAGCUUUUUGUAGAAGUUUCAUCGCAAGUAGUGCAAUUAUACGCUGUAGCUCAAGGGGAUUGUACAAUUCUUAUAUUCAUAUACUCCUUUUUGUUUAGUUGUGUUUUUUUAAGGUGCAUAAUUCAUUGUUUUGAAUUUUGUUUUUUUCUUUACGAAGUCUUGCAGCCGGUGCCUCUUUCUAAACCAUAGCAAGGCAUUAUUUGCCAUCCAUCCGUUUACUGCAUUCAUUUACAGCUCGCUGUGACUGAAAUGUAACCUUACUGGAACUUGAUACUAAUGUUGGCAUCACACACACGUCCCACUGAGUUUGGUGAUGCACAGUGUUGGUGAAGUGAAACAGUGUUAGCUGUGUCUUGUUAUUGGGUUGAGAACAUCAUAAGCUGAAGUCAAAUAAACAUUUCAGGGAACGAAAGAGCAAAUGAACCAUGAUCAUUAUUUUUCCACGUGACCCCGCCGUACUGUGCUUCAUUCUGUCUGUGCAGCUCCUGGAUCUACAUUGUAUCCUCUUCAGGUAUUUUUGUACAAAUAAGGGACUGAUAUAUUCUUUGUUUAUUGGAAAUUAGAAUAAAAGACAACAAUGCUACCAACCACA